Molecule: messenger RNA, 3266 nt
Organism: Acinonyx jubatus (cheetah)
Lineage: Eukaryota; Metazoa; Chordata; Mammalia; Carnivora; Felidae
Gene: BSND
Product: barttin CLCNK type accessory subunit beta
Exons: 4
Coding region: 509-1294 (261 amino acids)
Biological process (GO): chloride transport
Cellular component (GO): basolateral plasma membrane
Molecular function (GO): chloride channel regulator activity
Source: RefSeq, a predicted model, not a curated record
GGAGGUGGUGACUGAGCCAUGAGGUAAUGAGAUAGAGGAAUGGGCAGAUUCUAAGAAGUACAGAGCCAGCUGGCAAGUGCAGGGCAUCCUUGGUAGGUGUGGAAGAUACCAAGACCCUUGCCUUAUUUCUAGACAUUUGGGGGGAAGCUUACCACUCAUAGGAGUUCUAAGAACCCCUCUACCCAUCAUCCCCUGCUUCCCAGCAGGACGGAGCUUUUGCGGUGCAAACAAGUGUCUUUUACUCAUCGCGCUCUGUAGGAAGAGAGAGACUAUUUAUGACUCUAGUAUAUUACAGUAGGGUCUCAUCACAUAUUUGUUGAACGGAUUUUCAGUUGAGGACAGCAGACUCAGAGAGGCCAGACAACUUCAUCCCCCGUAGCAUCAAACUAUGGUUUACCGAGCGGCCCCUAUGUGCCCAGCAUUGUUCUGGGGAAUUCCUCAUAUGUUAUCUCAUGGAAUCCGCACAGCAACCCCAGGAGACGGGUCUCGCUAGCCCCAUUUAACAAACAUGGCAAUCACCUUCAUACCCGCUGACUCUGACUUCCAAGGCAACCUGUCCCCAAAGGCGCUGGGCCUGCUGGAGAAUGGGCUCGCCUCCGAGAUGAAGAGCCCCCAGCCCCCAUACGUCAGGCUGUGGGAGGAAGCCGCCUAUGACCAGAGCCUGCCUGACUUCAGCCACAUCCAGAUGAAGGUCAUGGGCUACCAUGAGGACCCCCGUCCCCUCCUGGCCCCUGAGCCGGGACAGCCGCAGCUGGGAGCCAGUGGUGGAGGAGAAGGUGGCCCUUGUGAGGCUCAGGCCUGGAUGGAGGCUGCGGUGGUCAUCCACAGGGGCUCAGAUGAGGACGGGGAAGAGAGAAGCCCGACGGAGAGCAGGCUUGGCCUCCGGGCCUGUCCCCAGGGCCCUGCACCCCUGGCUUCCUUCCAAGAUGACCUGGAUGUGGGCUCCAAUGAGGAAGGCAGCCUCAACCCAUCUCCGCCUGAGGAGGACGAGCCUCACCCCCCGCCCGGGGAGCCCUGGGCCUUCAAGUGCCCGCUGGACCGCUUCCAUGACUUUGCCCUGAUCGACGCCCCCACGUCAGAGGACGCGCCUCCAGAGCGGCUGUGGUGGGAUACCGCCCUGUCCAGCUAUGGGCAGCAGUCCCAAAGGACAAAGGAGGAGGAAGAGGAGCCUUCAGACAUAGGCACAGAGGAGCCAGAGCAGGAAGGGGAAGACUUGUACUAUGGGCUGCCGGACAGCCCUGGGGACCCCCUUCCGGACAAGGAGCUGGGCUUUGAGCCCGACGCCCAGGGUUGAGAUGGGACCACUCCCCGGGUUCUAGCCCUGCACCACCGCUAACCCCCAUGCCACUUCACAGGGCCUCGAUGCCCCUGUCUGCCAAAUGGGGCUGUGUGGAGGUUUGCACAAGACAGUGGACCCGAGAGCACUCUGGGGGCUCCAAGAAGUGCAUGGGGAGGGGAUGUUUGCUGUCCGUGGGCCGUUGCUCUCCAGCUGUUAGUUCCCUGUGGUGAAGCUUUGAAGGCACGCUGUGAUUCACUGAGAAGAUUCGCUGCCGCUGGGGCCCUCAAGAGCCUUUUCUGCCUCCCCCCAAAGCUGGCCUCUGAGCAGGACCCAACUUGGUGCUACCCUGAUCCUCUGUGAAGGCCUCUCAGGGUUCCCGAUCCCGCUCCCCGUCCCCCACCCCCCCAUCCUGCCCCAUGCCCCAUUCGGAGCGAACCACGUCGUCUGCCCACGUCCCUCCUGUGGCCCCCUCGGCCCCAGUUCCAAAACCUUCCAUGAGUCGCCUCUGCUGACCUCCCCCUGGCCAGCCGCGCUCCACACCUCCUCUCUCUAAUUCCACGCCCCCCUCCCACUACUGCGUCCCAAGCUGUCCCCUCCACCAGCGUGCCCUUUGCUUCCUUGCAUGUCUUGGCAACUUCAUGCUCAGCCUUCAGACCCCGGCACAGAUGUCCCUCCUCUGAAAGCUUCGCCUGGUGUUACCGCCUCCCGGACCGAGUUACUUCUGGCUCCUCUGUGCCACCCUCGGGCCUCGAACACUUACUGCCGGAGCAGGGCUGGCUGCCCGAGGCUAGCACGUUAACUCUCCUCACCUCAGUAUCUCCUGCGCUCCGGCCAGUGGUCACUGAAGGCUUACAAGCCUGAGCAGAGCCUUUUGCAGGUGGUUGCCCCCAUCGCCAUCCCCGAGCUCUCAGCCCCCCACCCCUUCAUUCUCUAGCAUUCAGACCUCCAAAUGGCAUGCACAGGAGUCACAAAGGCGGGCAGAAAGCCCCCACAGAAACCCCCUUCCCUGCAGAGUACAUCUGCGUUGGCUUAGGAAUGUGGGUGAAACGAAGCCUCCUGGCUCGAUUCAGCUUGAUUCCGGUGGUGUUUACGGAGCACCUACGGUGUCCCAGACACUACGCCGGACUCUUUAGGGGGAGAGAGACACGAACCUAGAAGGUUCUUGCCCGCCAAGAGCUUACGAUCUACUGAGCUUGGCAUCUUGUAAGUUAGGAACAGAGUGCAGAGUGCAAGCCAAGGCGGGAGCCGAGGGGUUGACAGUGGGCACACCGGGGGCAGUAGAGUGACAGCCGCACAACCGUCUGGGGCCAUCGAAGGCAGCAACGACCAGCUCAGGCUACCUGAGCAACCCCUGAAGGUAUCAGUGUCCCGCAGCCUCCCGGUGUAAUGCUUGUAUGAGUCUGAUCUCUGCCAACGCCUGUGUGCCCCAGCAUGGACAGUGGCAGCGUCCGAGAGAAGGCCAGUGACAAUGCUUCCCACUCAGAACUUGCACCCGGGGCCUCCGGAUUAGAGUUGGGGGUCUCCGCUGAGGGAGGGGGACGCGCCCUGUGCUGAGUCAGAAGUACACGCCCCUGGAGACGCACUCCCCCUUCAUUCUGGAUCAUUACCACCCCCACCCAGUAGGAAAGCCUCUAUGGUGAAGGGCGCCGCGGGGCACAUCCCCUCUGCCGUCGCAUGCUCCCGCCAGUGGCCCUGAGACAGUGGAUAGUAAGGUGCAGCGUCAGGGGAGCAGGUGACCUGCAUCAGAAGGGGCGUCUGGGCAAACAGCUAAAAUAAAGUGUUCGAUGUUUAAAGGGGUCACCUUCACCUGCAAAUUCUUUUAUGUGAAACUACCAUCUGUCCCCUCUCUGGGCGGGAUGAAUAAGGCAUUGUGCCCGGCGGGCACCGUGGGCACUCUCUGGAAAGUGAACACCACCCGCGGUGCAGUGACCAUGUGGGACAGCUGUGUGGCACAGAAUCUCAGGAGCCGCCCGUGCCCCUGAAUCAC